This is a messenger RNA of Carassius carassius (crucian carp), 4594 nucleotides long. It is a transcript of the gene nectin1b, whose product is annotated as nectin cell adhesion molecule 1b. The transcript is spliced from 6 exons. NCBI's taxonomy places the organism in Eukaryota, Metazoa, Chordata, Actinopteri, Cypriniformes, Cyprinidae. Bases 676 to 2175 code for a protein of 499 amino acids. Gene Ontology annotation, biological process: heterophilic cell-cell adhesion; homophilic cell-cell adhesion; protein localization to cell junction. The record is from RefSeq and is a predicted model, not a curated record. Gene Ontology annotation, cellular component: adherens junction.
GUGGCAGCAGUGCCCGGAGUGCGCCAAACCACGGAAUUGUUGCCAUAUUCUGGAGAAUCAGUCCGUUUUCUCGGAGAAAAAUAAAUAAAUAGAAAAAUACUUGGAACGGAUCUCACGUCCAUUGAUACAUCUUCAGCACCCAACUAAAAAAAAAAAAUCUGAUAAUCCCCAGACUCCCAAACUGGAACAGACCGGGACCGUUGGGACUUCUAGGACAUAUUCUGAUUACUACUGCGCAAAAAAAGUACAGAAGAAUCGUAUUAUACAUACUUGUAUUGUGGAGCAAACGGAUCGAAUGCAUUAAACGCUCCGUUAUUCAGGGCACUAUACGCUGUUGUUUCGAGGGGGUUGAACAGCCGCACUGGAUUCAACGCUUGGGAUGCGGGAUCCCUGAACUUAUCUGCUUCUUAUCCGCCUCGUCGAGCGGACUUUUCAUCUGCAGAAUCAGUGAGAGUCGAUGCGCAUCUUAUAGUCGGGCUUUGGAUUUGAUCUAGAUUGCUGGCUGUAAACUCUCCUGCAGAAGUUGCACUGAAUACAGUUUUAUUAACAGUUGACUUUCUGUCGUAUAGUGAAGGGUGGACAGAAGUGGAUUGUGUUGAAGUUGCAUGAAUCACCGGAUCGCUCUUUGCAGAUCGCGAUAUCAGAUCGGAUAUUUGGCGCAAGGCGUGAAGCGCGAUGGCGAUGCUGGCGACUUUUUGGAUAGUCCUGCUGGUCGCGUUAAACGCUCCAGCAGGGAACGGGCAGUCGGUGCAGACGGACCCCAGUAAGUCAGGAUUUGUGGGAGAUACGGUCGAGCUGCGAUGUGUAUUCAUCAACGGUAAGCCACCAGUGAAGAUCUCUCAGGUCACCUGGCAAAAGGUGAUAAAUGGCACAAAACAAAACGUCGCCACCGCAAACCCAGACUUGGGAGUAUCAGUGUUGCCCCCUUUCAAAGACCGUGUGAGCUUUAAGCACCUGCGCCAGAGGUCCACUUCUACUCUAGAGGAUACCACUAUUGUGGUCAGCAACCUACGGCUCUCUGAUGAGGCAGGCUACAUCUGCGAGUACACCACCUUCCCAGCAGGCAACAGGGAGAAUACGGUCAACCUCACUGUCUUUGCACGGCCAGUGACCAAGAUGACCUUGACUUCACCCACCAUCGUGGCAAGGACGCCGAGACGCAAGAUGCCCGUAGCCACUUGCAUGUCGGCUAACGGCAAGCCUCCUAGCGUCAUCAAAUGGGACACCACUCUGAAGGGCGAAGCCACGUUUCAGGAAACACGCAAUCCAAAUGGCACCGUGACCGUGCGCAGUAACUAUAUCGUAUUGCCCAGCCGCGAGACCCAUCGUCAGAAGUUGAGCUGCAUCGUCACCUACCGCGCAGAACGCUUUAUAGAAAGCGUCAUACUCAACGUUCAGUAUGAGCCAGAGGUAAAAAUUGAGGGAUUCGACGGGAACUGGUAUCUGAAUCGUCAAGAUGUAAAGCUGACGUGCAAUGCAGAUGCCAAUCCAGCUGUUACCGUCUACCAGUGGAAACUGUUGAAUGGAUCGCUUCCCAACAAUAUUGAAAUCAAGAACAACACCCUUUUCUUCAAAGGCCCGGUGACCUAUGAGUUCGGAGGGACGUAUGUCUGCGACGCCACCAAUAGCAUCGGCACACGCUCUGGACUGGUAGAGGUCAACGUGACGGAAUUCCCUAACUCCCUGCCUUUUGAUGGCCGUGAGAUCCCAGUGGAGGAGCAUAGUUCCGGUGCUGUCAUUGGCGGUGCAGUUGGUGGGGUGGCAUUGCUGGUGGCUGCCAUCGCACUGCUUGUUUUCUUCCUGCGGCGGCGUCAGCGCACCUUUAAGGGCGACUACAGCACCAAAAAGCACGUGUUUGGGAAUGGAUACAGCAAGGCCAGCGGCAUGCCCGCUCAUCCACCGAUGACCAAGAACCUGCAGUACCCUGACGACUCGGACGAUGAAAAGAAACCGGCACAAAUCAGCGGGCCCGGCGGUUUCGAGGGCGGCGAUCGGGAUUUCGAUGGCAACUCAGAGGAUCUGAAGAGACCCUAUUUCACCGUAGACGAAGGAGAAAGUCGUGAUUACGACGAACGGACUCUCGCCUUCCAGUACGACCCUGAGCCCGAGAUAGCCGAUGACAUGGUCUCCCAGACCGACGGCUCUGUUAUUUCAAAGAAAGAGUGGUAUGUGUAGAGUGGCAUGCAACGUCAAAAAAAAAGAAAAAAAAAAAGAUCAACAACCUUUUGUCCUCUCUUGCAUCCGACCACACCCAUCCACCUCCAUCACUAGAACCCUCCCUCAAUGUGUUUAUCCCUAUUUGCACAUCCCACCCCUGCCCCAGUAACCUCCGCCCUCAUCAGAUUCCAUCGAAAUAAACAGCUGUAGAAAAAUAGCUUGCAGCAUCAACACAUCAACAUCAUUACACAUCCACGCGCUUUUAGAUGAACCUGCUACAACAGCAAGAGGUUUUCUCACAGACUGAUGCCAACCAACAUCCAGUAAGGCUGGACAGGCAGGUUGCUUGAAAAUAUUACAGUGUAUUAUCCUUUUUGUCUCAUUUUGUUGUUAUUAUAAAUGUAUUAAAUGUAUAAAAAGAGACUGUAACUGUUUUGAAAAGGGGUAUAUUGCUGAUCUUGUUGUGAAAGUCUUACACUGGAUGUAUGAUUAUUUUUUUUUAUUGUUUGUUUGAAUUGUUUUUAUCUCAUUAGCAUAUCACCAUUUUUCACUUUUACGUGAAUCAUAUGUUUUGUUUGUUUUUAUAUAGUCUUUUUAAAUGGAGUGUUGAUUACCAGAAAAUGUGGAACUAAACAGUAGAAUAAUUAUUCCCACCCACCGUGUCAUUACGAGGUCGAAGGUUGCAUUAGCACUAUUGUGUUUAAUGGAAACAUCAUAAUCCUGUGGUUCUUGUUACAAACGCCGCUCCCAGCUCCCUGAAUGGAGAUCCAGGGGUCCGAGAAUGUGGCAUGGCCUGGAAGUGUAAAAUCCAAUGAAACAAAAAAAAAGCAUGUGGGUUCUGACUGCUCUCCAAAAACAGUAUUUAUUUUAAGACCCUGCUCUGCUGAGAGCUGAAGAACAUAUCUGCAGUGUUAGUCAUAUGCACACUGCAGUCAAGCAUGCAGAACGGGGCCUAGACAAAUAUACUGUGCCCACCUAACCGUCCCUCAUUCUCCAUGCCAGUCUUAGUCAUUCUCCAUCCACAGAUCCACCACGGAUGUGCCAUCAUGUUAUCAUAGCGAUGCUUUCUAAAAUCCAUUUCCUCUGAAACUCUUAAGACGCAAAAGGAUAAUCCUGUAUAAUGUGGUGUUGUUAUAAAGACAGGGUGUUUGUUAUUUAGAAUUGGUGAUGUGGAGUGGUCAAAAUGUUUUCAAGAUCUUGUAAAUAUGAGCAGGUUCAAUGGUAAUGUUUAGUUCCACAGGAGAUUACGACACGGGCGUGUAGCGCUUGUGUCAACCACCAUAUAAAGCCUUUUGAUGGAAGUAGUUUUUCCAAAAGUAGUUAAAAGCACAGAAAUUAAAUUACGGAAAAGUUUUGAGCCAAAGCUAAAUCAGAGGUAAAUAUGGCAGCAACUAGGCAUCACAUACAGGCUUGUUAUGUACUGCUCGGCCUCUGAAACCACAGGAUCUGCGACAAAGCCUGGAUUCCUUUUCAAAUCCUUCCUGAUCCUCUAUAAGGAGCAGAUCUGUUGGCUACAAGUAUAAGUUAGUAUAUAUUUAAAUAAAUAAAACAGACAUUCAUCAAAGUCCUGACAUAGCUGUUCAACUACAAAAUGUACAAUAUUUCAAGGCCUUUUUCAAUGCAUGUGUGUCUUUUUAAAUUGCUCUUUGUUUGGUUCAGCUUUUAUCACCCUUUUUACAUCAGGAUUUGGUGUUUGCAAAUGGGUGGGCAGUUUUCCACUAAAUUAUUUUACUUCCAGAGACAAAUAACCUCCCUAACUGUAUCCAUAUCUAUUUCUAGACUCAAAAAAUGCUUUAGUAGAAUUUAUCAUGGCUUGUCCAUGAAAUAUUUAAUUCCCGUGCCUGCCUUAAACAAGGCUCUUUACAAGUCGAGAGAUUAGGAUGCUGAACCGCUGUAAUCACACAGACAAUCUAGGCGGAACUCCAGAUGAAAGCCACUUACUGUAGGUUGCUCAUCCAUGAGCAGGCCCUCAUGGAAUCUGGGGGAAUUUUUUUUUUUUUUUUUUUGCAUUAGAAAAUCUGCAGAAGAGACUUAAAAAAUUAUAACAUGCAUUAAUGCUAGUAAAUUAAGCCAUUAUUAAAAGAACCCACAUAAUAAACAAACUGGAACUUGCAGCCGCAGAUUCCUUGUGGUCCGUCCCAUGAGGAAAAUCGUAGUAUGUCUACACCUUAGCUACAAAUGAAUAAAAACCUUGAUGGCAGACCUUAUGCACAUCUUGAUUUGACCUAAAACGGACCACAUAAUGAAUAAAUGUUCAUUUGUUGCUUAGCAAACCUUGUAUUUUAGCUUAGUAAAGUCAGUGUGCAAAGUUAUACAAAUCGCAGUGCCUAUGACGUGUGAGAUGUAAGGUUUUUUUUUUUUGUUGUUUUUUUUUUAGAUCUGAAUCAUGUACAUAUUAUUUCUGAGUUAUUGUAUGCCAUCACUGUACAUAUUAUUU